Messenger RNA from Hyaloscypha bicolor E, 828 nucleotides. RefSeq lists its product as uncharacterized. NCBI's taxonomy places the organism in Eukaryota, Fungi, Ascomycota, Leotiomycetes, Helotiales, Hyaloscyphaceae. The transcript is spliced from 2 exons. The coding region runs from base 1 to 828 and encodes 275 amino acids. The record is from RefSeq and is a predicted model, not a curated record.
AUGGCCACGCAUUAUGGAUAUACAGAUCCAACCCAAGGGCAAUCUCCAGUUUCUCUUCAUCCCUUUCUCCAAGAAUCAAGGUCAGCCUGGCCGGCUCGGAUGGAUUUUGAGCGGACCCAUCAGACCCAACAGAUUUUCCACGCGUUUGAAGCACAGCCCAUGAGCAUCCCGAGAAGUCUAAGCCCUCAAGGAGCCUACGGAAGUCCUCGCAUGACAAGUGGGCCUGAGAUAAUGAUUGAUGGUAUUGCUGCACGACCUCCACCGCCGAUCGAAAGGGACGUCUCAAAUCUAGGGUCAAUGAGCAGGGAACUGGCCAUUCAUCACCAUGAUCAUCCACUCCCAAGAGUCCCUCGCAGAUCACCACCUACAUGGGGAACGUCUCGCUAUCGCCAACAACAAAACCAGCGAUAUCGACGCUUCAAUCAUCACCCUCCAACACUCCGUAUCCCAGAGCCAAGUUACGACCCAAGGAGACAAACUGCCUACAGAGAAACAAGCCAAGACGCAAGAAGGAGAUCACCCGAUCCUCGUUACCCGCCCUCUCGGAACAGACCUUCUCCCCCUCUGUCAUCCCGCUGGCCAGCCAAUGCCCAUGACCUCCGGCACUCCACCUCCAUAAACUUCUCUCACUCUAGACGAUAUAGCCCAUAUCCACCCCCAGGCCACCGCAGACGGAGAUCCUCGUCUGACAGACGGCGCCCUGAACGAAGGACUUCCAGCCCGGGAUACCACCAUCGCCCGGAACGGGAGAGGGAGCCUUCUUUCCAGCCUCGCCGGCAAGAGAUUCGUGAGAGAGGCACACCUGGUGCGUCGGCUGUGAAUGCUUGA